Molecule: messenger RNA, 1082 nt
Organism: Humulus lupulus (European hop)
Lineage: Eukaryota; Viridiplantae; Streptophyta; Magnoliopsida; Rosales; Cannabaceae
Product: PRA1 family protein B3-like
Exons: 1
Coding region: 189-830 (213 amino acids)
Biological process (GO): vesicle-mediated transport
Cellular component (GO): endoplasmic reticulum; Golgi apparatus
Source: RefSeq, a predicted model, not a curated record
CCAUCUCAAAGCAUUUACACUUGUUGUACAAUAUUUCUCAAGCUCUAUAGCUGUUGCAACUGAAUAAUAUACGUAUAAAUAACAAAAUUAUAUGUAAAAAUAUGUUCAUAUAACAUACCAAAUAGCAGUUUCAACCCCUCGUCUCUCGAUCUCUCUCCAUUUUUGGGACCACGCCUCACGCGCCAUCCAUGGCUUCCCAACCGACACUCCCAAUCUCCCAAUCCAACCCAGGAGGCGGUGCCCCUGCCCCGUCGCAGUCAGCGAUCGCCACGCCCGCUUUACGCGCGUUCCUCUCACGCCUCUCGAACUCUGUCCGCUAUGGCUUCUCGCAGCGCCGCUCCUGGUCCGAGCUUCUCGAUCGGAGCUCUAUGUCGAGACCCGAUUCCCUCUCCGAAGCCUACUCCCGGAUCCGGAAGAACGUCCCUUAUUUCCGCGUGAACUACGCAAUCUUAGUCGGCAUCGCCCUCGCACUCUCGCUCCUCUCCCAUCCCUUCUCCCUCAUCGUUCUUCUCUCACUCCUAGCCGCCUGGGCUUUCCUAUACCUCUUCCGGCCGUCCGAUCAGCCUCUGGUCAUUCUCGGCCGUACGUUUUCCGAUACGGAAACCCUCGUCGGCUUGGUCUUGUUGACGGUGAUCGUCGUCUUCGUCUCCAGCGUCGGAUCGCUUCUGAUCUCUACUCUGAUGGUAGGAUUCGCCAUUGUGUGCGCUCACGGUGCGUUUAGGGUUCCGGAGGAUCUGUUCCUUGACGACCAAGAUAAUCCAAACACCGGCUUCCUCUCAUUCCUCGGUGGUGCCGCAGCCGCCGCUCCGUCCCUCGCCGCACGUGUGUAGGGGAAAAUUUUGCCUCCUGCAACAUGCCAUAGUUAUGGUCUCAAGGUUUGUUAGAGAGAAUUUGUUGUACUCAUGGCUCUUUAUUGAUGAUUCUUACUUUCUUUUUAGAAAGAAAGUUUUUAUAUUUGGCUAUUGUAGAUUGAAUCUUUAACUAAUUUUGUUCGGAACUGCCUGAAGAUGUAAGCUUUUCCGAUUUCGUAUUGAAUUUUUUUAUAGUUAUUGCUAUGAUAAUCCAGCUUGUGCAUUUAUUUA